GUACGUCAACGUCGCGUUUUGAAUGCAAUUUGCAAUAUUUCUCUCUUUUUUUUCACUAUUUUUGAUCGCGACAAAUAUGCGACGAAAACGAACAACGAGUACGGCGACGAACUACACACACCGAAAAGAAAGUCAACUUGCUUCUGUGGCUGAGGCGGGCGCCAUUUUUUUCCGUUCCCUCAAAAAAUUCACUUCGUUGGCGUUGGCGUGCUUCUUGCUGCUGCUGCUGCCUCAAAUUAAAUUCAUUGAUAAGCGCACUUUUGAAUUCGUAUGUGUAGACACAGACACCACUGAAAAAUUCCUUAGUGUUCGUGUUCGUGUUCGACUGCUGACGCCAUUUUGUGUGAGCGGCCAGUGUGUACACAAAUUGGUUGGCACACAGAGUUGCAUGAGUAAACGUCGUAAGAAUCAACACCAGCCUGUCAUUGAGCAAGUGGGCUCCUAUGAUCCGCUGCCAAAUGCGACAAAUGAACGACUGGUGGCCCUAAAUACAGAACGCAUACGGUACUGGCUAGGCAAAGGUGCUCACAUGUCCGACCCGGCGGCCGAGCUGCUGGGAAUCGCCGGUCUACUCCCCGUCCACCCCCGCACCUAUAUGAACGCCUGGCGCAAUCGUAAAGCAGCAGCAGAGGCGGCUGCAGCCGAAGCCGCCAAGCCUGCCGAGACGGCAUAGUUGUGCAUUAUUUAGUCAUACAUUAAACUUCAUAAUAAAUAGUUGUUUGUCUUCUUUUUGAAAUUUAUGUUUAACAAGCCGAGAUUUCACUACAAACACAUCUAAUGCGAAUCAUCAAAUGAGGGGUUUUUAAAACCAAGUGGCAUGCGCCCAAAA
Molecule: messenger RNA, 829 nt
Organism: Drosophila arizonae
Lineage: Eukaryota; Metazoa; Arthropoda; Insecta; Diptera; Drosophilidae
Gene: mRpS16
Product: mitochondrial ribosomal protein S16
Biological process (GO): mitochondrial translation
Cellular component (GO): ribosome; mitochondrial small ribosomal subunit
Molecular function (GO): structural constituent of ribosome
Source: RefSeq, a predicted model, not a curated record